This is a messenger RNA of Cornus florida, 1929 nucleotides long. Its product is annotated as V-type proton ATPase subunit B 2. Gene Ontology annotation, molecular function: proton-transporting ATPase activity, rotational mechanism; ATP binding. Bases 172 to 1638 code for a protein of 488 amino acids. Gene Ontology annotation, cellular component: proton-transporting V-type ATPase, V1 domain. Gene Ontology annotation, biological process: proton transmembrane transport; ATP metabolic process. Lineage: Eukaryota; Viridiplantae; Streptophyta; Magnoliopsida; Cornales; Cornaceae. The record is from RefSeq and is a predicted model, not a curated record. The transcript has 15 exons.
CAUUCACGAAAUUUCACUCAAAUUUCACUCAAGCGCUCUACAAUUCCACUGCUAUAUGUAUAGUUAUAUGUAUCACAAUUUUUGAAUCCACCCCCAAGUUCUGAUCACAUCGAAUCUGAAUUUUGUGCUCAUUCAAUCGUCUAAUUUUUAGCCUUUCGUUCUCCGUAGAUCAUGGGUGUGGAGCUAGACAACUUCAACAUGGAGGAGGGAAUUUUGGAGGUUGGCAUGGAGUACAGAACUGUCUCUGGAGUUGCUGGACCACUGGUUAUCCUCGAGAAAGUUAAGGGACCCAAGUAUCAAGAGAUUGUCAAUAUCCGUUUGGGAGAUGGAACAACCAGACGUGGUCAAGUCCUAGAAGUUGAUGGAGAGAAAGCUGUUGUUCAGGUUUUUGAAGGAACAUCUGGAAUUGACAACAAAUAUACAACAGUACAAUUCACAGGGGAGGUCUUGAAAACUCCUGUCUCAUUGGAUAUGCUUGGACGGAUAUUUAAUGGGUCUGGGAAGCCCAUUGAUAAUGGUCCUCCUAUUUUGCCUGAGGCUUACUUGGAUAUCUCUGGGAGUUCUAUUAACCCUAGUGAGAGAACCUAUCCUGAAGAAAUGAUACAGACAGGGAUUUCGACAAUCGAUGUAAUGAAUUCGAUAGCUAGAGGACAGAAAAUUCCUCUUUUUUCCGCUGCUGGUCUUCCCCAUAAUGAAAUAGCCGCUCAAAUAUGUCGUCAGGCUGGUUUGGUAAAGCGGCUGGAGAAAACUGAAAAUCUUCUUGAGGAUGGGGAAGAGGACAAUUUUGCCAUUGUGUUCGCAGCUAUGGGUGUCAACAUGGAGACGGCACAAUUUUUCAAACGUGACUUUGAAGAAAAUGGAUCAAUGGAGAGAGUUACCCUUUUCUUAAACCUGGCUAAUGACCCUACAAUUGAGCGUAUAAUUACUCCUAGGAUUGCUCUGACUACUGCGGAGUAUUUGGCAUAUGAAUGUGGAAAGCAUGUUCUUGUCAUAUUAACAGAUAUGAGUUCAUAUGCUGAUGCACUUCGUGAGGUAUCUGCUGCCAGGGAGGAGGUGCCAGGAAGACGUGGGUAUCCUGGUUAUAUGUAUACUGAUCUGGCAACAAUUUAUGAACGUGCUGGAAGAAUUGAAGGACGAAAGGGUUCCAUAACGCAAAUUCCAAUUUUAACCAUGCCAAAUGAUGACAUCACGCAUCCCACUCCGGAUCUUACGGGGUAUAUCACUGAAGGACAGAUAUAUAUUGACAGACAACUCCAAAAUCGGCAGAUAUACCCACCAAUCAACGUGCUUCCAUCCCUAUCUCGGUUAAUGAAGAGUGCCAUUGGUGAGGGGAUGACUCGAAGGGAUCAUGCUGAUGUGUCCAACCAGCUAUAUGCAAAUUAUGCAAUUGGAAAGGACGUCCAGGCAAUGAAAGCUGUGGUUGGAGAAGAAGCACUCUCUUCUGAGGACUUGCUAUAUUUGGAGUUCCUAGACAAAUUUGAGAGGAAAUUCGUUGCACAAGGUGCUUAUGAUACCCGCAACAUCUUCCAGUCACUUGAUUUAGCAUGGACACUGCUAAGGAUCUUUCCUCGUGAGCUUCUGCACCGUAUACCAGCAAAGACCCUUGAUCAGUACUACAGUCGAGAUGCAUCUAACUGAUGGAGAAAUGAGCUCAUCUACCCUAGUCUUCUGUUCAACGGCAAUGGUAUGAUUUCUGCUAUGUAAUUUCCACCACCUUUUCCACCCUCUGCUUGCAUAUUUCCUUUUUGUGCUAAAUAAAGAAAGGUUGUGCUCUUAGGUAGUUAGUAGACACCAAUAUUUUUUCAUCAAGGACCAGCUAGGUGUGUAAUUUUUUUGUAAUGUUUUAAAAUUAGUAUUACCCUGUUAGGGAUGAGAUUGCCUUUAAAUAUUGAGUUUCAGGAACAAAUAUAUAUGAUGCUUGUUUGAUCA